CAGAACAGGAACCAGGUCUGGCACCAAGAACUGUGUGGAGCAGCUACAAGACUGUGGUAGUUCUGUCGUCAUUGGUCGAUUGGGCGGUUCCCUCCAAACAAACAAAAGCUGUUUUUCCCUGAAACUACCCACACCACAGGAUUUGUUUAAUCACGUGAUCACAAUGUUGUCACUCGGAAACUUGUCGGUGACGAAAAGUCUUCUGCUAGCGUUAGUCAUGUGCCUCUCCGUCAACAGUUUCCCUCAAAUGUCUGGGGGGUUUGGUGCAGCCUACACACAAAAUGAUGACGUCAGCCAACGCUCCAAGCGCUAUGGUUACAUUUCCUGCCACUGCUGUUCCAACUCUUUCAAUAGCAAUUGUUGUUUCCAGUGCAUGAAAAGUCUUGGUCUAGCCAAACGAUCAGCACCCAAUGACGUCAUGACGCCGUGGGAACAGCCCAGAGCCUCAUUCGAUUGGAUGGACGCUGACCUUGACCCAGAUUUUAUGGAAGAUCAGCUGCAAUAGCCAACUUACACAAGCAGAAACAACAACAGAAUAUUUAAAUAAAAGUUUGAAAAUGUUGAUUUUGGUCCAAAUGUUACUUCAUUAAAAACUAUCGCCUCAAAAAUUUUUAGAAGUAUCAUUAAAAAAAAUAUUGCCUAAAAAUAGAUUGGGGUUUUCCUACAAAAUGUUUCUAAAAACAAUCCAAAUAAAUUAAUUUUUCUGACAAAUUA
Messenger RNA from Physella acuta, 714 nucleotides. RefSeq lists its product as uncharacterized. The record is from RefSeq and is a predicted model, not a curated record. Lineage: Eukaryota; Metazoa; Mollusca; Gastropoda; Physidae.